Messenger RNA from Oreochromis aureus, 4350 nucleotides. RefSeq names its product SATB homeobox 2 (gene satb2). The transcript is spliced from 14 exons. Gene Ontology annotation, molecular function: DNA-binding transcription factor activity, RNA polymerase II-specific; RNA polymerase II cis-regulatory region sequence-specific DNA binding. The record is from RefSeq and is a predicted model, not a curated record. NCBI's taxonomy places the organism in Eukaryota, Metazoa, Chordata, Actinopteri, Cichliformes, Cichlidae. Bases 770 to 3448 code for a protein of 892 amino acids. Gene Ontology annotation, biological process: chromatin remodeling; regulation of transcription by RNA polymerase II.
UCCACCCUCAUUCGCUUCCCUCCGCUUUUGUCUCUCCUCCCUUCUCUCCUCCCUCUUACAAGUCAGCGCGCCCGUUGGCACAGGAAAGAUUGAAAGUGACAUACACUGAUUAGAAACCGGUCCUCUGCGCUGUUAAACCCCGCUGUGACACUGCAACUCGAACUUCGCUGUUUUUUUUUGUUUUUUUUCUUUUCGGUCAGAUUGCUUUUCUUUGCCCGGAUUGUAGAGCGUUUUCUUCGCGGUGCGUCGCGCUGUUUGUGAGCCUUUUCUCUCUCUUCCGAGGAUGAAGCCAUGAGUUUAGAGGAGAGCACACUUGUGCCACAGAGACGCCUUUUGAGCUAAAAGGCGGGCAGACGCUUUAAAGAGGGGACGAAGGUUUACAAAAAGAGCCGAACACAUUUACGUGUGCGCGCUGCUGUCCACAAACUCUCCUUUUUCUUUCCUUCUCAUCUCCGCUCGCUCCGCUGCUUUGCGCGCUAUCCACACACACACACACACACACACACACACACACACACACACACACUCAAAACCUCCAGCCUUCACCACCAAUAAACCAACUUUUCUUCUCUGUGGAUCUCCUGCGCGGUCUCGACUCCAGACCCAGCAGCACAGGACCCGCGUGAUCCAGGAGUCGAAUCAAAGCCCAGCCCUGGAUUCAAUACUCCUGAUCAAUGGACAGAGCCUCCUCAGCGGGCAGCAGCGCUACAGACACGUCGUAAACAACUCAUUCUCUCUGGCUGGAGAUCCUCUGGGAGCCUGGAGGAGGAUGGAGCGAGGAGGGGAGAGUCCCAUCACCCAGGACAGUCCCGAGCAGAGGGGGGGCAGCCCGGAUCUCAGCGGCCUCCCGCCACCGGGGAAGAAAGGCCGGUUGGAGCUCAACGGGAGUCCCACUGGGCCACGAAUACGCCACAACGGAGCCCCACCGAGACCCCUCGGAGGUCUGAUGAUUCCUGUCUUCUGUGUGGUGGAGCAGUCAGAUGGAGGGAUCCAGACAGACGGAUGCGAGGGACGAGAGGAGCACGCAGAGUUUGUCCUGGUCAGGAAGGAUAUUCUCUUCUCUCAGCUGGUGGAGACAGCUCUGCUGGCCCUCGGGUACUCCCACAGCUCUGCAGCACAAGCCCACGGCAUCAUAAAGGUGGGAAAGUGGAAUCCUCUUCCCAUUCACUUUUUGACUGAUGCUCCAGAAGCAACAGUUGCUGACAUGUUGAUGGAGGUUUACCACAUGGUCACAUUACGCAUUCAACUACAAAGUUUUUCAAAGCUGGAGGAUCUGCCCUGCGAACAGUGGAACCAUGCAACUGUCAGGAAUGCUCUCAAAGAGCUUCUAAAGGAAAUGAACCAAAGUACUCUGGCCAAAGAGUGUCCUCUAUCACAGAGCAUGAUUUCCUCCAUAGUGAACAGUUCCUACUAUGCCAACGUAUCCACUGCCAAAUGUCAAGAAUUCGGUCGUUGGUACAAGAAGUAUAAAAAAAUCAAAGGAGAUUACUUGGAGAAGAUGUGGUCUGGACGAGAUGCUGCUGACAUAAAAAUUGAGAGAGACAACAUGGCUGACUUCUGUGUGUUGGGCCAGAGACCUCCACCUCAUCUGGCUGGCCUGGCACAGCUCGGUCACCUGGGAGCCAGCAGUCCCCUCCUCAAAUCUCCAGAUUCGCAGGCACCCUCCCAGACACCUCAGCAACCACCUCCUCCUCCUCAGCAGCAGCCCUCACCUCACGGUCCCCUCCAUCACAGCCCUCCUCUCCGUACAGGGCAGGUGCCUCCUCCUCCCCCACCUCCGCCGCCUGGUGCCCUGCAGCCCCUGCUGGGCCCAGGUGGACUGCUCUCUCCUCAACUCUCACCGCAGCUGGUACGGCAGCAGCUCGCCAUGGCCCACCUCAUCAACCAGCAGCUAGCCGUGAGCCGCCUGCUGGCUCACCAGCACCCUCAAGCUCUCAACCAGCAGUUUCUGAACCACCCGCCGAUCCCACGGGGUUCAUCCAAAGCUGGCGGUGACCACCCUGGAAGCAACCCCUCUGCUUCUGAAGUCUCCUCUGAAAUCUACCAGCAGGUCAGGGAUGAGCUGAAGAGAGCUAGCGUGUCCCAGGCUGUGUUCGCCCGUGUGGCUUUCAACCGUACACAGGGCCUGCUCUCAGAGAUCCUGAGGAAGGAGGAGGACCCUCGCACGGCCUCGCAGUCUCUGCUGGUGAAUCUGAAGGCCAUGCAGAACUUCCUCAACCUGCCUGAGAGCGAGCGAGACCGAAUCUACCAGGAGGAGAGAGAGCGCACCAUGAACCCUUCGGUUGGCCUUCCCGCCUCCAACUCCUCCAACCCCGGCGCACCACGCCUUUCACAGAAAGUGUGGGAGAGGAGCUUGGAGGACCAGAAAAUCCCAGAUACCUGGGCCUCAAUCUGGAAGAACAAGGCCAAGAUCUGUAACUCUCCCAAGCCGUCUGGCCCGCCCUCCGACCUCCCGCUGAAGCUGGAGUCACUGGUCAACAUUACGUCAGGCAUCUAUGAUGAAAUUCAGCAAGAGAUGAAGCGAGCCAAAGUGUCCCAAGCCCUGUUCGCAAAGGUGGCGGCCAACAAAAGCCAGGGCUGGCUGUGCGAGCUACUUCGGUGGAAGGAGAACCCCAGCCCUGAGAACCGCACUCUGUGGGAGAACCUGUGCACCAUCAGGAGGUUCCUGACGCUGCCGCAGGCCGACAGAGAUCUUGCAUACGAGGAGGAGUCCAGACACCAUCACACCGAGAGGCUGCACACCGUCCUCCACAUGCCACAGGACACACAGGCACUUCACAGGCCACCCCCAGCCCCCAUGAAGGAGCAUCACCUGUCUCCAAUGCGCGAAGAACCACUGUCUGCCUCAGCAAAUGAAGAGAGGUCACAGAAUAUGGGUGGAGGACCUACAGGUGUUGCAUCUGGCACUGUUGGCGGUGCUGGAAGCAACAAGAAGCCCCGAUCGCGCACCAAGAUUUCUCUAGAGGCCCUGGGUAUCCUGCAGAGCUUCAUCCAGGAUGUUGGCCUGUAUCCGGACCAGGAGGCUAUUCAUACUUUGUCUGCACAGCUUGACCUCCCCAAACACACCAUCAUCAAGUUCUUCCAGAACCAGCGAUAUCACGUCAAGCACCACGGCCGCCUCAAAGACCUGGGCGAGGGUGCUGCUGCCACUGGAGGGGUUGAUGUCAGCGAGUACAGGGAAGAGGAGUUGCUUUCGGGCUCAGAGGACCCAGAGUCGAGCGAGGAUGGGGCUGAGGAGAUCUACCAGCCCACUGAGGGGAACAGUGGGAGCAGCGGGGGGCUGAACCAGCCUCCGACAUCCUCCAGCUCCAACUCCAGCCAGUCGUCUUUAGGGCCCAAUGCGGCUCAGGAGGAGGGCAAGGACAAGGGGCAAGGCAGGCUCAGUGGACCUCUUGCACCCGGGAGCUCCUCAUCCAGUCCUCGAGAGCAGGCUGACUACCAGAGGUAGAGACUGACGAACAGAGAGGACAGAGAUAAAGAGAGAAGCACGAGAAACGUAUGUUCUGUGAUAGGAAGUGAAGAAUUACUCAUGAAACUAUGGAGGGUGGCAGCAUAGGAAGGUUAACUUCUACCCAGGCACAUUAACCAAGACAGCAUUGGGCUGAAACACUGUACAUCUGAAAUGAUCAGACAGACUGUGUACAGUACCAAACACAGAUUUGUAGAGUGAAAUUACCUCAGUAGAAGAAAACAGGUUAUCGGUGUGCUGUGAUACGGCAGUAGUUGUAUAAAUGUGAAAGAAUACUCCCCCGAGGAACGUUUAAAUGAUUCACCCCAGAUUUUCAUUCGUAGGAAAUACUUUUUCUACUCCGACCUCGAAACAAUCGCACCAAUUUAUCCCAAUCAGCCAGGAAAGCCACUCCAAGGGUGGGGGAUGUUCCACGCUCCUCCUCUUUAAAGACAGAGCACAGUCAUAUAGAACUUAAAUGGUGGGCUGGGUCCUCGACAAAAACGCUGAAAUCCUCAGGACACACGCUGAUGUUGCUUUUGCCUGCCUGAGAUCGCGGGUACACAGCACUCUCUGUGCAUCUUCAAGCUUUAUUUCAUUGUGGCAAAGAGGUGAAGGCAGACACACACACACACACACUUCCUGCCUCUGCCUCACAGUCACACUCCAGAAUAGUCCAAUCUAGCACCUACUGAUCACAAGGACCCUGAUAUUUAGUGGAUGUGCUGUAUUCUCGUCCCCCUUCUCCCGUCCAUCUGUCUCGCCGCUCAAAGCUGCAAAAGACAAACUGUUUAAAACUGAGUGUGGAGAGGAGCGGUGGACAGUCUGGCAGGAGGACAGCGAAGAGGAUGUGGCGUGGAGGGACCCUCACAUUCGUGUGCGAGAGGGAAAAAAUGUUAGGA